Messenger RNA from Drosophila obscura, 940 nucleotides. It is a transcript of the gene MED4, whose product is annotated as mediator of RNA polymerase II transcription subunit 4. The transcript has 2 exons. Gene Ontology annotation, biological process: regulation of transcription by RNA polymerase II. The record is from RefSeq and is a predicted model, not a curated record. Gene Ontology annotation, molecular function: transcription coregulator activity. Gene Ontology annotation, cellular component: mediator complex; core mediator complex. Lineage: Eukaryota; Metazoa; Arthropoda; Insecta; Diptera; Drosophilidae. Bases 74 to 844 code for a protein of 256 amino acids.
UACCAUCCCUAGCCUGUGGAAAAUAAACAACUUCUUUAGCAAAAUUGCUCAAAUCUAAAAACGAGGCGUAAAUAUGUCGUUUCACUUGAGUACCAAGGAGCGUCUGCUCCUGCUCAUCGACGACAUUGAAAUGAUCGCAAAGGAACUGAUCGAGCAGGCGCACCAAAAGAUAUCCAGCACGGAUCUUGGCGACUUACUCGACUUGUUGGUGGCCAAAGACGAAGAGUUUCGCAAAAUGCUGGAGCUGGCCGAGGAGCAGGCCAAAGUGGAGGAUGCCAUGGACAAGCUGCGUGCCAAGGUCGAGGUGCACGACCGGGAAAUACAAAAGCUACAAAAGUCGCUUAAGGAUGCGGAACUUAUACUCUCCACCGCUAUUUUCCAAGCUCGUCAGAAACUGGCCAGUAUUAACCAGGCCAACAAACGACCGGUGUCCUCAGAGGAGCUCAUCAAAUACGCGCACCGCAUCAGCUCAGCGAACGCAGUGAGCGCUCCUCUCACGUGGUGCAUCGGUGACCUGCGUCGCCCAUAUCCUACGGAUAUUGAGAUGCGCAAUGGUUUGCUGGGCAAGUCGGAUCAAAACCUUAAUGGCGGUCCGGUGCCACAUCAGAACAGUGGCCUCACACCAGAUGUUCAGCGCGGAUUAUCUGGCCCUGGUGGAGCCGGCACCGGAGGAGCUGGUGAAGUGCCGAAUGCCUUCCAAAACCAAUUCAAUUGGAAUCUUGGGGAAUUGCACAUGACAAUGGGUGCUUCCGGCAACUCGGUAGCGCUGGAGACACGUGCUCAAGAUGAUGUGGAAGUUAUGUCCACCGACAGUUCCAGCUCAAGUUCGAGUGACUCACAAUAGGUUUGAAGAAAAGGCAGCAUGUAACUUAUUAGUAUUUUUUAUUAUUAUAUAGCGUAAAAAUAGUUCGUAGGAACAUUUAUAAUUAAUUAAUUAUAA